Messenger RNA from Malania oleifera, 1018 nucleotides. RefSeq lists its product as uncharacterized. The transcript is spliced from 3 exons. Gene Ontology annotation, molecular function: trans-2-enoyl-CoA reductase (NADPH) activity. Lineage: Eukaryota; Viridiplantae; Streptophyta; Magnoliopsida; Santalales; Ximeniaceae. Gene Ontology annotation, cellular component: mitochondrion. Gene Ontology annotation, biological process: fatty acid metabolic process. The record is from RefSeq and is a predicted model, not a curated record. The coding region runs from base 126 to 680 and encodes 184 amino acids.
UGGGCCGGGCUGCACCUUAGCCCAAAAACGGUACCAAUACUGCAACCAUACUCGCCUUGAACAAGCUCUACUGUAAUAUUUUCACUCCGACAUUUUCUCUCCUGGGCGAGAAAUCGAGAGAAAAUAUGCUGUCCUCGGGUCGCAAGUUUCUAGCUGCCGGCUCCCGGAACCCCGCUCUCCUCGCCGGAAUCCGAGGAUUCUCAGCCACGUCGGAUCCUGCUUCUGUGAGAAAGAGCGUUGCUUCUAUGUUGGAUGCUCUCUCCUUAAAGCCAGGUGCGACUGUAGUGCAGAACUGUGGGGAUAGUGAAAUUGGGAAAGCCGUGAUUCAACUGGCGAAAGAGCGUAAGCUUCAAACCGUAAGCAUUAUUGAUGACAAGCCCGGGACCCCUGAUAUAAUUGAGGAGCUCAAGGCCCUUGGUGGGGAUAUAGUUGUACCUGAGAGCUACACGAAAACAUGGUAUAUGAAGCGUUUGGCUGGUGAGCUAAGCCCUUCUGCAGGUUUGAAUUUCAGUGAUGGGUAUCAAGCAACAGCUGUUUGCAAGGCAGUAACUAGUGGGGGAACAUUUCUCUCAUAUGGAAAGAAAUUGCCCAAGUAUGUUGCCUAUGAAGGGGGAGCUCGUAAACCCGUUGAAUGGAAUGCUUUUCUCAAGGAAAAGAAGCUGAAAGUGUUGAACAUGUAAGAAAUAAGCUUGGAAUAAUUUUUGGAUCAUUGUUCUUAGUAAAAAUUGGCUUCCCAUGUCUUCUCAACACUGAUCAGAAUUUCCCUCAUUGUUGAUCAUUGGUUUUGUUGAUUGUUGCUUUUGUUCCUUGUUGAGAUGGUCAUAAGAGUUGUAUCCAAAAGAAAAGUGUUGGUUACAAGAGAAGCCAAAGUUUGCCUUUAGCAGGGGCAUGGAGGACGAUCUCAUCCUCAGAAUUGCUGACUUUAGCCGACCUGAUUAUGAUCAACAUGUGUUUUGGUGUAGAAAUAAUCACUCUUUUGACAUUAUUCCCUAUCAAUAUUUUGCACAUUGCUUACAAA